This is a messenger RNA of Dinoponera quadriceps, 6250 nucleotides long. RefSeq lists its product as uncharacterized. The record is from RefSeq and is a predicted model, not a curated record. NCBI's taxonomy places the organism in Eukaryota, Metazoa, Arthropoda, Insecta, Hymenoptera, Formicidae. The transcript has 8 exons. Bases 1515 to 5702 code for a protein of 1395 amino acids.
UUUCGUACUUCUUUUGUUAUUAAAAUUAACACAAUCAUUGUGACAUCGGAAACAUACACCGGCGACCGGCUGACGUGUCUAACUGCGGCGAGCUUAUAAUCAUCCUUAGAAGAAUUUAAGCGUAUUUUUUGCAUAAAAAAUAGAAACAGAGAGAUAACGCGAUUGUUAAAAAUACAUGUACGUGCGACAAUGCGCCGCUUAAAAUAUUGUUGAAAGUAUUCCUUAAAAACGUAUAUAUGUGGAGUAUGAGAAAAUUACACAGACGUAUAUAUAUAAAGUCACCGAAGAAAGUACGGCAACACAAUCUCGUCAAUCUCGUAAUCUAAGCUGCGGACUUGCUUCCCACUUGUUAGCCGUAAUUUCGUUUAAACGUUGAUUGCCGUGUCAUUUAGCAAUUACAUUCGCAGUUUUGAUCGCAAUGUUAAGCUGAUUCUAAUUACAUUUCAGAUACACGUUCGUAGCGUUCGCAUGUUGUAUUGAUGAAACUUUUCACCGUACGUGGACGUUUCUCUUUUCAUUUUUCAAUUGCCUCAAGGGGGAAUCGUUCCCUUCGCUUUCGAGUUCUUCGGUGCGAUCGUAAAUUUCCGUGCAAAUGAGAAAAAAAGAGAGAGAAAUGCAUGUGCGUCUGACGAGGGAAAGAGAUAGGGAUAGAGAAAGAGAGACAGAGAGAGUGGCAAGGGAGGCGUGCAUCGCGUGCGAAACGUAAUUUCUCCCUUUUUCGUAUGUUCUACACAUCGUGCGGCGGACAGUCGAUGCACAAUGCGUACGAACGAUCGAUAAGAAUCGAUAGGAGGAGCCUUCUAACUAAAAAAGAAAAAAAAACACAGUAGAACAGUUGACAUGUUGCGCACGAAGCUUCGCAAUUAUUGCCUUCCCUUUCAUGAGUGCGUCUCUCUCUCUCUCUCUCUCUCUCUCACUCACUUUUCGCUCCCUCCCUUCUCUAUGUAUUAUUUGCAUCGCGAGACUUCGUUCAACUUCAUCGACCAAAACUACUAAAGUAUACCGUUGGCUUUUUAAUACUUAAUUACCUGCCUUUCCCCCCUUUCAACCGCGAUUAUUGCAGCGCGUGUUUCGCGCAUGGAAGGGAGAUGGAGGACGUCGCCUUUCUGAAUACUUUUAAAUGCGACCGGAGCAAAAUAUCCUGGCGAACUUUCGAGCGAGUCUUCGAGUCGCGCGUCACUUGACUGAUCACGUCAAGGAAAAUGCGAUCGCGCGAUCAGCAGCAGUAGGACGUCGCGCUGAAGCCGCGCAAGAGAAAGCCGCCGUCGCCGUCGCCGACGAGGGAAAAAUCCAGCAACGACGAGUCGCUCGCGCGAUCUCACCGGCCCAGGGUCACGAUAUCCCGCGGCGAAGAGCCGCACGGCCGGUCGGACGAGAGGAGCUCGACUCCUGAAUUUAGCGGAUGCACCGCCGACACCAACGUUCUCACCCGCGACGUCGUCGAGCUCUUCGAGAACGGGAACCGCCACAUCACGUUGGAGGAGCGUACCACUUGCACACGGAUCUCCAGCUCGAUGGAGCUGCAGGAGAAGGACGCGAUCGACGAGUGCUCCACGUGCAAGGACUGCGCGGAAUGCCAGCUGCAGAGCAGCGCCGCGAAGACCCGCGAGACCGAUGGCGAUCUGACGAACGACGAGGAACACUUCGAUUACUACGAGAGCGAGCUGAACGAAACGGCCUCUAUGUCGAGCACGGUCACCUCGAUCGACUACGAAGUUCCCAUACUCGUGGACCUGACCAGUGAGGAGUCGAAGGCCACCUGGAAGCAAACGAUCCUCAAGCGAUUCGGCGACGGCAAGAGCGCGGAAAUGUCGGAACCUCGCAUCAUGAUAGCCGACAGUUCGAGCAGGUUGCAGCGCAGCGGCACGGGCGGCAGUUUGGCGACCGCCUUGAGAGAUCGCGGUCCUUGCGUGAUCCCCGUGCAGCCUAAUCGCUCGCUGCCCAUUCGGCCGGCGCCGCCGAUGCCGACGAGGUCGGCGUCGAUCGUGACGUCAAGGAAAGCGCGCUCGCCGAUCCUCCUCAAGCCGUCGAGACCCGCGAGCGGUUUGGACGUGGUCGAGGUCGUGCAGUCCGAGAAAUCCCGCGCCCUGACGAACGAGUUCCUCCCGUUCGGCCGGCAGGACGGCAAGAGCGAUGACGGGAUGAUGCUCGCGGGCGAACUUAUCGGUCGGACGGAUUACGUUCUCCCGGACGUGCGAACUAACGUCGUGCAGAUUACGCAGGAGAUCAAUAGCGUGAAAAGAAAGAGCAGCGACGAUCGGGAUAGGGAAUAUGAAAAAGAGAUCACCAAAGACGUGAAAAAACGGAGGAAAUCGCACGAAGUGGACGCGAAUCACACGCGCGACGAACGCAUCGAGAAUAUCUUGAAGGAAUAUUCGAGAACGUAUUCCAGUAAUUUGGCCGACAAAGGAGAGAGGAAGUCGCAGCAUGUAGUGUUGGGAUUGUGGGACGGUGACAAGAGGUGUUCGCCGUCGGUCGUAGUGUCGACCACGGAGGCGGAGAAGACGAAGGAAAUCUGCAACAAGGUUGUGCCGCCUCUGAGAUUGAAGAAAGUUGUGCGCGAAGCGAGUACUAUCGCCGAGUACCAUAACGUGGAGGUGAGCGCCGAGCCGGGCAACGAGUUGAAUUAUCGCAUCGUUACCGGCGCCACGCCGCGGCCGGAAUCCCCGUCCGGCUACUCCGCGUCUUUUUGGAGCAGCAUGGACGCGGAGGGGGACGUCGACGGCAGGCAGACGCUGCGGGACAAGAACCGGCGGUCCUCGCCGAAGACGAGCGACGGCUACAAGAUCAAGUACCGGCGCAACCGGCUGCGGCAGAAGCUGCGGGAGCUGCGCGGCAAGGCGCUGGAGCUGUCGCACGAGAUGGCCGUCCGCAGCAACAACGGCGACACGAGUCCGCAAUGCAGCACGCGGCUGCGUCAGAUGAUGAACUGUUACGAGAAGCAGAUCGAGAACGUCUCGAAGUUGCUGUGCAAGCUCUCCGCCUCGAUACCGCCGAGCGCGAGUAACGACGUGGUCGACCUCGACUACGAGAACGAGCUGGACGAGGAGGCCGAGCGAACCGCCAUUGACAGCGGCGGAGUCGCGGCGCAGGUGGUCAACGGGCUGGCGGCUUCCCCGUCGCCGCCGAAGCUGUCGCCACUUUCUCCCAUCGACUACGAGAAAAUCAAGUCGCCGGACAGGAUGAGAGACAGCCCGCCGGUGUUGCCCAGGGUGUACAUCGCGAUCCAGCCGACGACCCUGGGAUUUAUGAAGAAUUUCAGCGCCGCGAAGAACUGGCACGGAGGAGGAGACCGCGACGACACCUCGUCAACGAUCGAGAUCGGAGUCAAGGUCCUCGACGAUGCGGAGCGGACGAUCAUUCGUGACGGUGCGACGACUAAUGAGCCGGCUCUAUCCCCGGUGUCGUCGUUCGAGGACGGCCCGGCGGAAUGGGACGCGGAGGUGCUCUCGCCGAAACUGUCGGACUUGAAGAGCCCGGAGGUCGGGGAGAAGGUCCAGGUGGACACGAAGACGUUCGACGACGGAGCCGGACACCGGCGUUCGACGCCCUCGAACGACUUUCUCCUGGACGCGACGAUGAACAUCGAGAUAGACGGAGGCGACACGAAGGAGCCCGCCGACGUUCAAGGCUGCCACCUCGAAGAGGUGGUGACGCAGACCGCCGAAAUCCAGGCUGCGAGUGGCUCGGCACAAGCGGCUCGGGAGAAGCAGGAGGACGAACUGGAGCGGAACCGACCGAGCGAGGCGUUACCUUCCUCCGGUCCGGUCCCCGAGGAGACCGAGAAGAACACGGAGCAGGCGAGCUACGACCCGGUGGAGCAGGUCAAUAGCGAGGGUAGAACGGUCGCGCCCAUCGUGGCGCAGGAGGUAUCGACGAUAGUCGCACGGCCGCAAGUAGCCACGUCCAAUGUGAUGAGCAUCCUGCAGCUGCAGUCGAAUUACUACGGCUCGCCCGUCGCGAGGGACAACGUGGUCUUUACCGGCGUUAUACAGAACACGAGGAACGCGCAAAAGGUGACGACGAGCGUGAGCCAAUCCGUGGCCUUGAAUCCAACGAUGCCUCUGGUGUUCGACCAGUCCGGGUCCGCCGUCAGCAGCUCGAACCAGCAAUGCGUCGUCCUGCCGAACAGUUGCAACAACGAAGUCGCCCAGGAGAGCGCCGGCCAGCGGAAAGAGGGGAAUCGCAUUAUGACGGAGCAGUUUCCCACACUGGGCAACUGGGUGACGCGCAUGUCGAAGAAGCAACCUACCAAGUCGAAGUCUAAACUGCCGUCCGGAGUGACGCUGCCAACUGUUUCGACAGCGGAGGUCGCUCGCGUCCCCGGAGUGGAGGCGCAGAAGGUGCGCGCGAGCGUGCCGAGCAGCGUGAUUCGGAGCAACAUAGUCAACGUGGCUCCCCAGUGGAACACGGAGAGGUGGCAGCGCCAGCAGCAUCAGCAGCGUCAGCAGCAACUGUACGCCGCAGCGGCGGCGUCGUCAGCUCCGCCCGCAGUCCGGCCGGGAAUCUGCCCGCCGAUCUCGGUCACCCAGUUCUACCCGUCUAAUUACCCUAUCGAUCCUUACGGCAACGGCUCGGCCUUCGGCUACCACACGAUGUGCCCGUACGGCGACUAUCCCUAUCAUUCGCGGCUGCACACGGCUGCCGCGACGGCGCCGCCGAUGAGCGGCUACCAGAUACCGCUUCAGGACCCCUCGCCGCUCCGGCAGAUGCAGCAGCUCGACAAGCGUUUCCCGGCGCACCUGCAGGAUGCGGCGACGCGGCACUUCGCCACGGACCUCCUCAAGUACCCCGCUUUGUCCGCGGCGGGCAACUAUCAGCACACCGCCGCCGGCUUGGAGUUCGACCGGCUGCGAACCGCGACAGCGGCCACGCAACAAAACGGCACCACCGGCGCGUCCGCGGCUUGCCUGCCGCCGCCGCCGCCGUUGUUGCUGCCGUCCCCGCAGCCGCCGGCCCCGUUGCAAACCUCAGCGGCCCAGCAGACGUUGGCGCGCGCUCCCCUGGCUGGCUAUUCAUCAAGCGCGAGUCAGUUAGGCCGGAACAGGAUGAUACCGGACGUCGUGGCCGCGGCAGCGGCAGCUGCCGUCGUGGCGGCAGCUUCCUUCGGCCGGCAACGAGGCCCUCUGCCGCCCUACGGGAGGCCCGACGCGGACAUGGUGUCCGGAGGCAUCGGGGCGAUGAUCGACAGCGAGUCCACGCAGCUGAUGGCGAACCGGGCCGCCAGUCGCGAACGACUGCCCGAGCAGGUGCAAUCCGCCGGGGUGGCUCAUCCGAACUCGCGCAUGAACAACGCCGGUUAUCACCAGUUGCAGAACUUGAUCCUGGAUAGGCUGCCCUACGUGAAAACCGACGACGCUUAUUCGCAGCCGGUCAUCUACGGCGAAAACGCCGGCCAAGAGGCGUCCUCCGUGUCCUCGUCGGCGUACAAGGCUAACGUCGCGCUCUCGUCGUUGAUCACGAAGGAGGCCGUGAGGAAGGAGAGCCGUAACUGCGACACGCCGCAUCUGGGAAAGGUGAAUCGCAACCUGGACACGACGAGUAACCUCGAGUGCUCCAACUGCGGCCUGACCGGCUCGAUGUUCAAGUGUCUCGGCUGCGAGGCGGCUUUCUACUGCGACGAGAGAUGCCAGACCCGUCACUGGAGCAUCCACGUGGAGAAGUGCCCGAAGAGGAUGCCUAAAUUGAAGAAGCUUAUCUGAGAAAUUCGUCGUAGGAAUUCCGAAUCAUCGUCAUCGUUCGGUCGAGCUGCGGACUCCGAAUAAGAGAAUCGCGGAUCCGGUAUCUUCUAUUCGAGGUUCAACGCUCGUGAAACGAAAGAUGUGCGACAUUUACCACCAUUGUCUCGAUAUUCUUGCCGUAUGUAUAGGGUGGCCCAAGCUAAUCUCGAUUGCUCCUGGGUGGCGCGCCCGAACAGAACGGGUGACACCGAGCGGAAAAGUCUAUAUUGCCAUUUUGCAAAAUUCGCAAUAGUUGGUGAGGAAUUAUUUUUGUGUGAUUUUGGGACACCCUGACCCUUAUGUGUCUCUAGUCAGUGUGUAUGGUGAAUUUUAACGAACGAGUGCAAGUUACACCAUCUUGCAGUCGCGUCGGAUCUGUACCGUAAUGUGAUAAAGUGUGCCUGGUCGUAAAGCAAACGCUUAUUUGUCAUUUUAUGGCGCUUCACUCAUGGUCUAACGUUUCUCGUUCUUGUAAAUUAAAUUGCGAACUACAAAGUACAAAAGGCUCAACGCACCACGCAUCAUUCCCA